GAACGAAGAAAUUGUUGAAAUUGUGUCGUUAUCAUAAUUUUUGAGGUGUUACACCUUGAUGUUGUGCGUGUAAGGUCGUGACUGCACGCAAGCGUUUCAAUGCUUAUACCCAGGAACAUUGCCAUUGCUUUGUUUUGUUAUUUUGAUAUUUAUUUGCCGAAGAAGACAUUUGUAGAACGCCUCGAGAAGUUCACUGGAAACUGUGUUUGUGUUGGUCCAUAACCUAACCGGUACCAGCGGUGUUUGGAGCGUGCACCUGUAUUGUCACUUUUCUGAGCAUAGAAAUCAAGACAGUGAGAAUGUCUGAAUGGGAAGGAGCAGGUGCUGCGAAAGAGAAGACUACGGACUCUAACAUCCCCAUCAUGAAACUUGCAUCAACAUCACGAGGAGAUUUGCGCAGUGCCUUUGUCGAAACUGAUGAUGAAGACAGUGCCAUAGAACCCCUUAGACAAGAUUUUCUAUUUUUUGAUAAUCAAUCACAACAGGGACCCUCCAGAUGUGCACCAUCCUUUGGCAAUGACUUCGAAUGGGAUGAACCGGAAAGCCUUGAUGGAGGUAGUGUUUGUGAUCCCCAGGACCAAACUGGAGAAACCGAUUCUGCUGAAGAGCAACGGCAGCGAGAGAUACUUAAUCGCUAUCUUAAUAAGGAGAUAUCUUUUGUUGAAUAUGCCCAGUUAGCUGGCGACUCAACUGGUGAGGAAGCAGGAGUCGAGGCAGCACCUUUAGAUGACCCGCCCAAAUUUGAUGUGGUGUCCAACUCUGCAAGCGCUGAAGCAUUUGAAAAGGAACUCCAAGCAAAGCCUCGCCUUAGGCGUCGCAAAAGGAUUUUACCACCCGCUCUGCAAGGGCUAAUGGGAGAGGCAAAUUUAACUUAUGCUCGUGGGGAUCAUGCCACUGCAGAAAAAAUGUGCCUCGAAAUUAUUCGUCAGUGUCCAAAUGAUCCUGAAGCAUUCAACACUCUAGCCCACUUGUAUGAAGAACAGGGAUUGCCAGACAAAUCAUUGCAAGUUGCACUUAUUGCUGCCCUGCUGAGCCCAGGUGACCCUAAUCAGUGGAUCCGUUUGGCAUUGAUGUCAGAAGAACAAGGAAACUUGAAGCAGGCAAUUCAGUGUUACACUCGAGCUAUUCGUGCUGACCCUUCAAACCCAGAAACACACAUGAAACGGGCUGGUUUGUUUGAACAAAUCAAAGAUCAAAAAUCAGCAAUAAAGUGUUAUACUCGCUUGCUAAGUGUCCUGACCCCUGACCAUGGCCCUCUCAUUCUUGAACUCGCCAAGAAAGUAUCUUAUUCUCAUCAUAAAGAUGGUGAUCUUAGCCGAGCCAAAGAAGCUAUGGAAAUGGCAUUCCUGAAAGUGCCUAAUGAAGUUCAGUCAGAGGAGGUCAACUUAUUUUUGGAUUUGUUGCUGCAGCUCCAAGAUUACCCAAGGGUGCUGGAGGUUAUGGUCUCACACUGUGGUGUUGAAGUAAUUACUGAACAAACUGAUGAUAAUGACCUCAUAGUUACUAGUUGCAAUUUUCCCGAGGACAUUCAACUAGAUCUAUGGGCUAAGUUGGCAGUUGUUUUGAUUCAUUUACGUACUUUGCACCUUGUGGAUGAACUAAUUGAAUAUCUCCUUCAGCGUGUUGACUGUGAGAUGGCUGGUGAUAUUUAUCUUGAUGUAGCUGAGGCCCUGAUGGCUGUAAACCACCAUAAAGAUGCGUUGCGUCUUCUAGGACCCUUGGUUGAGAGUAAAAAUUAUAGUUUAGCUGCUGUGUGGCUAAGACAGGCUGAAUGCCUUCGAGUUUGUGGGCACAUUGAAGAAGCUGUUGAAGCUUAUGAGCAAGUUGUUGAUCAGGCUCCACAACAUGUAGAUGUACGAGUGACACUGUCCACACUGCUUACCUCUCUUGGUCGUGAAGAAGAAGCCAUAUCCGUGUUAACCCAGGAUGCUGAUCGUGAAGUAUUAGAUCCUGGCUUAUUAUUUAAAAGAGCAAGUCUUCUUAAAGAAGGUGGUCUUGAGAGAGCAGAGGAGUUUCUUGCAGUGGGACAGCUACUUCUCUCACGUCAUUGUGUCCGAAUUAGAAAUAGAGAGGAAUUGGAUGCUCUCUGCAGACUUCGACGAAUUGACAAGAAGAAUAUGGCUCUUAAAGAAAUUCGGGAUUUGCGUGGAGAAGCUCAGCAGGACCAGGAUGCUCCAGAAUUUACUUAUGGUGAAAGAGAACCUAGCAACAUGGAAGAGUGGGAUCUUCUACGUAAACUGUGUGAUACAUGCCUCCGUCUUGGCCGCUUUGGUCAGCUUGAACGUUUGGCUCUGUCUGCUCUUGGUUCAAAACGAUUCUACACUGAUUUAAUGGCAGCUGAGGUUGAAUUCUUGAGUCUUUUGGCUUGUUUACACAAUGGUGACGCAUAUUAUGGAUAUAAUCUUGCACGUGACUUAGUUGUGAGAGAAGUUAAUAGUUCUCGUGCAUGGAACUUGUUCAACUUAGUAAUUCAAAGAGCUGAUGAUGUACGUCAUAAUCGUUUUAUCAUGAGAUUUCUUUCAAGACAGCCCAAUCAUCCAGCGCUGACAGUUCUUCAUGCCAACAAUUGUUUGGUAGCUGGAACUUACAAAUAUGCCUUAAAUGAGUAUGCUGCAGCAUUUCGUCGUGAGGAGAGUCCUAUGCUUGCAUUUCUUAUGGGCGUGACACUAAUCCAAAUGGCCUGUCAGAAGUUUUCUGCUAAAAAACAUUCAUUAGUUACUCAGGGUAUUGCCUUUCUUUGGCAGUACAAAGACCUUCGUGGACCAUGUGGUUUACAAGAAGUAUAUUACAAUAUAGGACGUGCCUUCCAUCAGUUAGGUUUAGUGCCAGCUGCUGCUCACCAUUAUAAAUUAGUGUUAGAAACUGAGCCUCCUGGGGAACCAAUGCUUGAUCUUCGUCAAGAGGCUGCUUUCAACUUGCACCUGAUCUAUAUGAAUGCUGGUUGUAAGGAUCUAGCUCAAAUGUACUUAGAUAAGUAUGUAGUUGUUUAAUUGAAUUUUGUGGAAGAAAAUAAGAUGAUUGUUUUAACUGUGAUACUUUACUGUGCUUUAAGUUUUAUCUUGUGAGUAAAUAUAAUACUUUAAGCUUUAUCACAUUUCUUCAAUUGUAUAUAUUCUUGCCUAGUAUGUAAUAUAUCAUAUUGCAGUAUAUAAUGCUUUUUUUUUUUUUUUUGUAUGAUGCACCCAUUUUGUCUUUGGAUUCCUUUCAACCUAAGUGAGCAUUUCUAUGUGAAUUUUUCUAUUUCUAUGUGUUCAUAAAUAAAUUUUCAUCUUAACAGUUUAUGUGUUCAUAUUCUUGCACUCCUUGCCAUAUCUUCUGUAGUGUCAUCUUCCAUUUCUUUUUUUUUUCCUUUUCUUAAGCAGUUACUAAAAAG
Messenger RNA from Thrips palmi, 3373 nucleotides. RefSeq names its product DNA ligase 4-like. Gene Ontology annotation, molecular function: DNA ligase (ATP) activity; ATP binding; protein binding. NCBI's taxonomy places the organism in Eukaryota, Metazoa, Arthropoda, Insecta, Thysanoptera, Thripidae. Gene Ontology annotation, biological process: DNA biosynthetic process; DNA recombination; nucleotide-excision repair, DNA gap filling. Gene Ontology annotation, cellular component: DNA-dependent protein kinase-DNA ligase 4 complex; transcription factor TFIIIC complex; DNA ligase IV complex. The transcript is spliced from 3 exons. The record is from RefSeq and is a predicted model, not a curated record. Bases 300 to 2990 code for a protein of 896 amino acids.